GCUGGGCCGCCGUUAGACCCGGGGUGGAGUUUGUGCUAUCGGGGGCUAUCUGCUCACUGCAGUGAAUGUAGCUCAACAACGACAGGCUACUGUAAGGAAAUAAACUAGAGGUCAUUGGGAAGAGCUGGAGAAACAGGAAAACAGGAGCGAAGAGGGGGAAUAGCUGCUGAUAUUGACUUCUGCUUGUGGACUAACGUUUUAGUAAUAUCGUUACUUUAUGAGUUUUGAGUUGAGGGCACUUUGCCUCCCUCCCAACUUCAAUUUUAGCUUUUAAAUAGACAAUUUCUGGCUCCACAACCUGACUGAUUACAGGGUGUGUAUCCGUAUGAGGCCGUUGUCCUACAGAUGAGCCAUCGCUGGGGGCUGUUGUGUCGCAGACCCAGAUAAUCCCUGGUGGCUGCGGCCCAAGCCCAGCCCUUACCCAGCAUGCCCAACGCGGUUCGUGCAGGGAGUCUGAAGGACCCCGACAUUGCCGACCUCUUCUUUAAGGAGGACCCUGAGAAGCUCUUUAUCGAUCUGAGAGAGAUCGGCCAUGGCAGUUUUGGCGCGGUCUACUUCGCACGAGAUGUGCGCACCUCAGAAGUGGUCGCCAUCAAGAAAAUGUCCUAUAGUGGGAAACAAACCAAUGAGAAAUGGCAAGACAUAAUCAAGGAGGUGAAGUUCCUACAAAGGAUAAAGCACCCAAACAGCAUUGAAUAUAAAGGAUGCUACCUGAGAGAGCACACAGCUUGGCUGGUAAUGGAGUAUUGUCUGGGCUCUGCUUCAGAUGUCCUCGAGGUACACAAAAAGCCCUUACAAGAACUGGAGAUAGCAGCCAUUACCCACGGUGCUUUACAAGGACUAGCGUAUCUUCACUCCCACAACAUGAUUCACAGAGACAUUAAAGCUGGAAACAUCCUAUUGACCGAGCCUGGCUUGGUCAAACUGGCUGAUUUCGGCUCUGCUUCCAUUGCUUCGCCUGCCAACUCUUUUGUGGGGACUCCAUACUGGAUGGCUCCUGAAGUGAUCUUGGCUAUGGACGAAGGCCAGUAUGAUGGAAAAGUAGACAUCUGGUCCUUGGGUAUAACCUGUAUUGAGUUAGCGGAGAGAAAACCUCCACUCUUCAACAUGAAUGCAAUGAGUGCCUUAUACCAUAUAGCGCAGAAUGAGAGCCCAACACUGCAGUCAAGUGAAUGGACGGAUUACUUCAGAAACUUUGUGGACUCUUGCCUUCAAAAGCUACCCCAAGACAGACCCACCUGUGAGGAGCUGCUGCAGCAUGCCUUUGUGUUGCGUGAGCGGGCCGAGUCUGUGCUGAAUGAACUGAUCCAGCGCACCAAAGAUGCUGUGAGAGAGCUGGACAACCUGCAGUCCCGGAAAAUGAAAAAGAUUCUCUUCCCAGAGGCACACAAUGGGCCUGCAGCGGAGGUGCCGGAUGAGGAAGAGGAGCCAGAACACUGUGCUGGGCGGACAGGCACAGUGAACAGUGUGGGCAGCAGCCAGUCCAUCCCCAGCAUGUCCAUCAGCGCCAGCUCCCAGAGCAGCUCCGUCAACAGCCUGCCCGAUGCCACUGCUGAGGAUAGUAAGAGUGAAUUGGAGCUGAUGGACGGAGACCGCACAGUUAUGUCCAACAGCUCCGUCAUUCACCUCAAACCGGAGGAGGAGAGUUAUCAAGAGGACACAGAGGCUCAAACUGUGCCACCUGAGGCACCGUCCCCACCUGCACAGACCCCUCGUCGUCAGUACCGCAACAGAGAGCACUUUGCAACCCUUCGCACAGCCUCACUGGUGACUCGUCAGAUCCAGGAGCAUGAGCAGGAUUCUGAGCUGCGGGAGCAGAUGUCUGGGUACAAGCGCAUGAGGCGGCAGCACCAGAAGCAGCUGCUGGCGCUGGAGAACAAGCUGAAAUCAGAGAUGGAUGAACACAGGCUCAAACUGGACAAGGAGUUGGAGAGCCAGAGGAGCAGCUUCAGCUCGGAGAUGGACAAGCUCAUUAAGAAGCACCAGGCUGCCAUGGAGAAAGAUGCCAAGACCUUUGCCAAUGAUGAGAAGAAGUUCCAGCAGCACAUCCAGAGCCAGCAGAAGAAAGAGCUGAGCAGUUUCCUGGAGUCUCAGAAGCGAGAGUAUAAAAUGCGCAAAGAGCAGCUCAAAGAGGAGCUAAAUGAGAAUCAAUCCACGCCAAAGAAGGAGAAGCAGGAGUGGCUGUCAAAGCAGAAAGAGAACAUCCAGCACUUUCAGGCAGAGGAGGAGGCAAACCUUCUACGCAGACAACGUCAGUACCUGGACCUUGAGUGCCGCCGGUUCAAACGUCGCAUACUUAUAGCUCGCCACAAUGUGGAGCAGGACCUGGCAAGAGAGGAGCUAAAUAAGCGACAGACACAGAAGGACCUGGAGCAUGCCAUGCUGCUGAGGCACCACGAGUCCAUGCAGGAGCUGGAGUUCAGGCACCUAAACACCAUCCAGAAGAUGAGGGCGGAACUCAUCCGUUUACAGCACCAGACUGAGCUCAACAACCAGAUGGAAUACAACAAGCGCAGGGAGAGGGAGCUGCGCCGUAAGCAUGUCAUGGAAGUCCGCCAGCAGCCUAAGAGCCUCAAGUCCAAAGAGCUCCAGAUCAAGAAACAGUUUCAAGAGACGUGUAAGAUUCAGACAAGACAAUACAAGAUCCUGAGGAACCAACUCCUCGAUAACACGCCCAAGUCAGACCACAAGACCAUGCUGAAGAGACUGAAGGAGGAGCAAACGAGAAAGUUGGCCAUUCUCGCCGAGCAGUACGACCACUCCAUCAAUGAUAUGCUGUCUACACAGGCUCUUCGACUGGAUGAGGCACAGGAGGCUGAGUGUCAGGUGUUGAGGAUGCAGCUGCAGCAGGAGCUAGAGCUGCUGAAUGCGUAUCAGAGUAAGAUUAAGAUGCAGACAGAGGCACAGCAGGAUCGUGAGAGAAAGGAGCUGGAACAGAGAGUGUCACUGCGCAGAGCUCUUCUAGAACAGAAGAUUGAAGAGGAGAUGUUGGCUUUGCAGAAUGAGCGGUCCGAGCGCAUCCGUAGCCUGCUGGAACGCCAGGCCCGAGAGAUCGAGGCAUUCGACUCCGAGAGCCUCCGCCUGGGCUUCAGUAACAUGGUGCUGGCCAACAUUUCCCCCGAGGGCCUAAGUCACAGCUUCCCUGGAGCACCGGCCAGCUGGGCACCGCAGCAGGCCCAGGGCAGCACAGCAACUUCACAAGGUUCCCACUGGAGCAGCAGCUCAGCCUCCAGCCACCACUACUACUCAGGUCAGGGAGGAACACCUGGCCAGCAGAGCUGGGGCCCAGCUUUACCUGGAGUGGGACCUCCACAGUGGAACCACACGUCUGCAAGCCCAAUGGGGGCAUUGCCAAAGAGCAGCGGGAGCGUGGGCAUGCGGAACAGCCCCCAGGCCCUGAGGAGGACCACCUCAGGGGGGCACAGUGAGCAGAGCAUGAGCAGGAGCACCAGCAUCACCUCUCAGAUAUCAAACGGCUCCCACCUGUCCUACACAUAGAUUCUGGAAUACCAGUGCCAGCCCUACUCUCUUACAAACACUCAUACGUGCAAACAAACAGGUUAGGGGACUGAUAGCAGAAAAAAAAUAAGCUGAACUGCAUUCCCCUAAGAUCAUACUUCCCUAUCCAUUGUUAAUAUCUCCCUCCUCCCCUCUCCAACAUGCAGGUUUGAGGUAUGAGAAGUAUGGAUAAAUGUUGCUCAGGUCAAUAGCUAUUCUGCCUCUGCAGGACAAUUGAUUGGCCCGCAUGCAGAGCUAGAGUAUGCCUGUGUCUAUAACUGCUAGCUCACUUACUGCUCAGUCAGUGGGACUCCUUGGAGUUCUUUUAAUUGUCUUUACAGUUCCCUCUAGUAAAUAGAACAAGUGUACAGUGUGUUAUGUACAAAAACUGCUCAACUUCCAUUGAGUUGAUGGAACAGGGUCACCAUUUAAUACACAGAAGCAUUAAUAAGAAAAGGUUACCAUAUAUCUUUGCUGUCAUGCAUGAAAAUUAGUUUAUCCAUUCUCUAUAUAAUGUAAUGUGAAUCUGGCUUUUGUCCUUUACAUUGUGUCAACAUUUCAUUUUAAUGAAUGGGCCAAUUUUACAUUGACUUUCAUUAAUUGUUAAAAAUGUUUCUUCCAUUGUUUGUAAAGGUUUUUGUUCAAGGUUUUUGCAUGACAGCAACGAUGUACUACAUUCUAGCCAAACUGAUCCUGAUUUAGUGUUGCCACAGUUCCUACUCUGCCACAUUGCCAGCCUGCUGUUAUUCCCCAAAAUGAGGUGAAGGUUGACUUGAAUCCCAAUGUAGGUUGUAAUUUGAGUUUAUUAGUUUAACUUAAGGAAAUUAAUGAUUAGUUAAUAUUAUUUAUAACUUCAAUAUGCAGAUUAUGUGUUCCAAUAUGGGUUAGAAUGACAAGGUAACUGCAGUCUUCCCAUGUAAUAGUUCUGCCAUAUGCACUUCAUACUGCCAGUGGUUUUAAAUAUUGUUUAGAAUUUAUGAUAUAUAAUUUUUCUUUGGUUGCAUUUUUACAUUUUUAAGAAUGUAUGAUUGAAAUUAGUGUAGCUAAAACGUUGCAGGUUGGUGCCAAUAAGAGCAAAAAUCCCCCUCUUUAGUAUUUUACUGAAAAAUGAUGGUGCUUCAGAUUGCUCUUUCUCUAUUAAACAAUUCUAUAGAAAAGCAUUUUUAUUCAUGACACACAUCUUAGUGUGUUUACGAAACUUUCUAAAAAAAAUGUCAUACUUUUGAUUUUAACUAUCAACAAAGUGAUAGUUAAAGACUUGCAGUGUUUACAUCUGGUCACUUCAUAUGACUACUAUUUGGAUUUUAAUUCAAGAUUCUAGCUAAGUGCAUUUUUAACAGUUGAUUGUACAAUAAUCCGAUUGCUGUGUGAGAUGGAAUAUGUAGAUUUGCAUGUUACACAGCAACUAUUACUAGUGUUCAGUUGUACCAAGAGGGAAUUUCGGAUAAUAAAUUGGAUUUUGAAGAGAUUCUAAGUGUUUAAACUGCUGUAACGUGACUCAACUGUGUUUCAAACCACCUUUUGAAGUGGUUUAAGCAAAUGUGUUUUGAGUGUGUUCACACAUGCAUUUCUAUCCAGAUAUACACCUUAUACUUUAAGAGGCAUUAAGUGACCAAGUGUAAACAGGGUCAGUGUGUUUGGUGGGAUUGUAAGUAUUUGGGAUUUGUUACAUUUGCAAGAAAAUUGAAAAAUUCUGCAGUUUGAAAACACAUUUGACAUAGACAUUUUAUCCUGAUUCUAAAUUUAAGCGUUUGUUAGAAGGAUGUUGUUGGCGAAUGAGGCCCCUGAUUCUAGAAGCACCUUUAUUUUAUUUAAGAUUGUAUUUAAGGAAAGAGCUAAUGAACAGUGUUUUGUCAGUGUUCAUGUUUCAGAGAUUGUCAUUUAGAGUAAUCAGUGUUUUUAAAAAAUAGUUAAAUGUGCCAUAAGUGGUGUGUUUCCCCUUACAAGUCAGUGUUAGUGUACCAAAGUGAUCUACCCCUUCAGAUACUUCCAAGAUAUGUGUUGUAAUAAUUUUUUUUCUCUACAUUAUAUUACAUUACUCUUCAUUAAUGUUGUAUACAUACGUUUAGUGACUGCUUGUACGUUUGGGUUGUUUUAAUGCUUUGUCGUUUCAGUUAGCAGUAUCUAGCCAAAGAGAUCAGGUACAUUUUUAUGUUAAGUUGAGUUAGUGCCUUUUAAUGCAUGUAUGUAUUGAAUGUACAGUACAUACAUGCCUGGGUUUGAAUGUGUUGCUGGACUACCUAUAACAGAAGUUGUACCUCAUUCAGGGAGUGAACUGGCUUAUGCGAUGUACAGAAGCUAUGUGAGGUUGUACAUCUGAACCUGAUGUGUCAUACUAGAACUGGUUGUGUUGUUGGAAUAGAGGGGGUGUGAGUGGCUAAAUAUAGAAUUAUGUUUUCCCUCUAUAUUCUAUCACACGCUGCAGAGCACAGACUGUGGAUUGGAGUGCCUUCUUUAAAAAAUAAGCUGCCUAGCUGGAGCACUUUAUGUACUGUAUAUUCGUUUGAGUGAGUCAGAAUUACAAAUACUGUCCUCAAUGGGACUGCAGGUGGAGAGGAUGCUAAAUGAUGUUACACAACAUUCAAAUUAAAACCUGCUUGAUUUCCAGCAGUUGCCAAAUACAGGUACUACCACUAAUUUCAGAGUGGUAUGUGUUGCUGCAGUAGCCAAAUAAUAUUGUUAGAUGUUGUAAACUAUUGAACAAAAGCUUGUUUAGGCUUUUAAGUCUUGUGUAUUUGUGAUUUAUUAGUAAAGAUGAGUCAAGGUUCUAUCCACAUGAUCUCUUAAAGCAGGUUCUUAAACCCAAGACAGUCCACAGUUUGAUCUAAUUUCAGUCCCUUAAUACAUACGGAGCACAAAAUGGACCAUAGAGCGCUUUGAGAACCUAGGGCUGUGUCUGGAUAAAUGAUUUUUUUUUGUUUUUAUCUCUGCUUAUUUCUCCUAAAUAUAAACCUAGAUAAACUGUAAUGGAACAGUAAGAGCAUUUUGUACUCUGAUCCAAAUCAGUUUCCCCAUUAAAAAUAAAAUCCAAGUGCACCAAAAUGCAGCACAACAAACCAAUCCUUAGUGAUAGUCUAGGCCAGGGGUUCUUAAUCUUUUUUGUGUGAAACCCCUCCCACACACACACAAGCACACUUCCUCAUGGCAAAGAGCUUUCCCAGGAGGGAAUGUCUCUAUAUGUAAUGGAAUUUUAGCUAUGCAGACAUUGUGCAGAGAAAAUGCCCUUAAUUACCAUCAGUCACGCGACCCUGUUAGGACUAUGACCAGAUAAGCACAAAUUAACUGUUACAAAUUAAGGUGUAGCAGUGGCAGAGAUGGCAUGUGUUCAUACCUGUAGCAGUAUAUCAGUUUCAAUAUGUCUAUGAAAGCUGGUUAUCUCAAAUCUGCCGAGUAAAGGAAAUAAAUAGUUGAGUCAACUCGAGGUCAGAUCACAUUCUCACCUCAAACAAACCACUCCUGAGGCCACUUUUUCUCAUGGGUCUCUGUGCAGUUAUUUUAGUCCCCUUUUAAGUGUAAUUACUGUACUCACACCUGCCCAAACAAAUCACACCAAUGGUAAAAAAAAAAAAAAUCCAUUAAAAAAAAAUACUUCAUUUAAAUUAUGGAUGGGUGGAGCCACACCUGAUUUAAUUCAUGAGCUAAUCACCAAACUGUGCAAGAAUCUGGACAACAAACUGACUGGACAACCAAGACUGGAGAACAAACACAAACACACAAAGCUGACUCUGAAUACAUCUUGCUACCAGCUUAGACAAAAAUAAAGGAAAGCAGAUGAAAAAAACAAGAUUAUUUUAGCAAAUCCAACACAGCCCAGGUCAACACAGAUGGAAGAAUGUGGUUUCCCCAAGUACUCAAAUUAGGAUACUGAGGUGUUUUUCAAGAUUAGAUUUCAACACAAAAGGAUAUUCAUGGGUUGUGUUAAGUCUUUAAGGUCAUGACAGCAGGCUUAGCAAUGCAAACAGGCAGAGCUGUACGGGAACAGGCGCUUCUUCUGUUCAGAAUGAACACAGGUAAAUGCAAUGUUUGCAUUUUUUUUCUUCCCAAAGUGGAGAUAAAAUCUUUCAGAAGUUGCUUGUUAGAAGCUUUAGGUGUGAGUAAGUACUUGAGCAGAACUUAUUCUGACAAUGGCAGGGAACGCUCUUAUAUUUUUUCCCCCUUCACCUUUCCCCACUUGUUCUUGAUGAAGUGCAGUUGCAGGGUGUGGAGCUCUAGGUACAUGAGUGGUGUUGCUGAUGCCCCUGUCAUUUCUUUCUCUCUGACUUCCUUCUUGUCCUCCUCUUUACCUGCUCCUCUGGCAUUACACUAAACCAAGCUCUGCCUGGAUCUGGAGGAUGAGUGAACUUCGCACUUCAGGAUUCAUUUCCAGGAAUGAUGUCCUCCAAAUCAGCUGGUUUCGUUUACAUCACUGUGACUGCAAGGAGCUCGCUUGAAAGAAGAAGGAACUGAUUGGGUUUACCGUGAUGGAGUUUAAAAUGGAUUAUAUUGUCUGUGUUUGUUCUUUUUGUUUCCUUUCUUGUGUUUUUAUUUGUUUUGCUGUUGUGCACUUGUGAGUAAAGCAAAAUGCUCUGUCUCACUCUCUCAAGGCAAGACAAAUGAGAUGAGACACUGGAUCUGGGCUCAAUCAGAUUUGAUUGAAUUAAAUGAUCAGCUUAUGCUCUAAAAGCCCUUUCAUACCAAAUGGUAUCCCCCUUCUCAAAGUACAGAAAAAUGUUUAUUGAUAUAGUUUAUUGAACUAAUACUUUUAAAAAAAUGUAAUCCACACAGUUGAGUGUGGAGUGUUGAUAUUGUACAUUAAGAGUUAAAACAGUCAUCUAUGUAAAACCUCUCCUAUAGUUAGAAAGAGUGAUACUGAUAGAUACGGACUGUUUGAUUCAGCUCUGCUCAAGUGGAGAGUCGUGCUGCGGGGCCUCCGAGUUGGAAUUCAGGGACUUGUGUGUGUUUACACUGCACCUCGACACACUUUCUGUUCACCCAGUUCCAUUAAAGAGUUCAGACGUUGCCUCACAACAGUGCGUCUGCACUCGCCAAGUCACCCUUCUCCUCUUAGACUCAUACAUCCCUCUCUGUUGUGUUUAUGGUAAAAGCUACUUAAAUGAAUGUUUCUGACUUUAAUGCUUCCACUAUGCUCCGCUGUGCUCCAUGAUAAAUAUAGGGGCACCAUAUGCAGGAAAGUGGUGAAUGUUUUAACUAUAGCUACAGUCUUCAGUUUGAACCUAUUUAAACACUUCAUAAAGGCUACAAUCCUGAUAAAAAGUAAUGCAAUCCUUGUUUAGCUUGGAAAGCAUGUAAAAGUGGCCCUCUGGCCAAAAUGACAUACUCACCUACUUACAGUGAUAGCACAGUAGUUUCCAUAGCACUUUUUCAGUGCGGUCAAACCUAAUCCACAAAGGGCCAGUGUGGCUGCAGGUGUGCAUUCCAAACAACCAUUAGCACACCUGAUUCCACUUGUUCAGUUAAUUGGUCAGUCUUUAAACAACUGAUGAAGUGUUCCUGCUUGGCUGGAAUGAAAACCUGCAGCCAUGCCAGCGGAUUAGGUCUAACACUCCAACUCCUACCGAUCCUCAUUGGCUGUGGGACGUUUUAUGCCGAAAUGCCCUUUAAAUUUGGUCAGACUUUUCCUCUGGUGUUAAACGUGUACCUGUAUGGAAAGAGGCAGCAGAGAUCACUUUUUGUUUGUCUUCUUCUCAUUUGUUUACUGGACAUCAUCACCAACAACCUGGAUAAACAUGGAUUCAUCACAAAUGUAAUUUGUUUUUCUUCAUUUAAAGCUUUUGUCCUACUGACUGAUUUUAGGGGAUAUGUAAGUAGUGAUAUAUGUAAGAAAUACAGGUUUGAAAUGUAUACAUUUUAUAUUUUUCUUUUGUUUUAAAGUAUUGAAGGUUCAGCCUUCAGUCGAACACUGUGCCAUCCCAGUGCUGCCAAGCCCAGUCACUACUGCAUUGUCUCCUCUCCAGUGAAACCAGCAGUGGUUAGUUAAUUGAGCAUAUCUGAUGGAGCAGAUCACUCAUUGCCAAUGUGUAAGAACUAAAAUGUUGAGGAGGGGAGGCUAGUCGAAGAAGGAUAGGGGUACAUUUCUGUAAAAAAUGAUUGCCAGUAUUUAUCGUCUUCUGGCUGAGCUUCACCACUACAAUUCAUAUGUAACCUGUAUCAAAAUGUAUAGAUUGUGAAACAUGUUAUUGAAUGUCUAAAAAGAUUAUGGCUUGAGAUUAUAUUAAAGUAUUCAUGAUUCAGAGAAAAAAAACAUCUAGGGUUUAUUGAAAUAUUUUGCUUGUACUGUAUAGUGUUGGUAUAGAUACAUCAACUGGAGAAUGGAGAGAGGACUUGGCUGUAAUAAAAUAAUUUUAGUACA
Molecule: messenger RNA, 9847 nt
Organism: Astyanax mexicanus (Mexican tetra)
Lineage: Eukaryota; Metazoa; Chordata; Actinopteri; Characiformes; Acestrorhamphidae
Gene: taok1a
Product: TAO kinase 1a
Exons: 20
Coding region: 427-3498 (1023 amino acids)
Biological process (GO): execution phase of apoptosis; protein phosphorylation
Molecular function (GO): ATP binding; protein kinase activity
Source: RefSeq, a predicted model, not a curated record